Molecule: messenger RNA, 1095 nt
Organism: Pestalotiopsis fici W106-1
Lineage: Eukaryota; Fungi; Ascomycota; Sordariomycetes; Amphisphaeriales; Sporocadaceae
Exons: 2
Coding region: 1-1095 (364 amino acids)
Biological process (GO): lipid biosynthetic process
Molecular function (GO): oxidoreductase activity; iron ion binding
Source: RefSeq, a predicted model, not a curated record
AUGGCCUCGAACAUCACGAUGCCAGAGGCGCUUCCGCCUCUACCGUCCUAUGAGCUGACUCCCGCUCCUCAUCUAAUUUCCGGACUCGACGACUUCUACCUCUCUCUAAUCGCACCCAUCUUCGCCUACUGGGCCGUCUCGGCCAUCUUUCACGUCAUUGACGUGUACGAUCUGUUCCCGCAGUACCGCCUACAUACGCCCGCCGAGAUCGCCUCGAGAAACAGAGCUACCCGGUACGAGGUAUUUCGCGAUGUCAUUCUUCAGCAGGUUAUUCAAACAGUCGUGGGCGCUAUACUUGGCUGGAUGGACCCUCCGCAGAUGAUGGGCAAGGAGGACUACGACGUGGCUGUCUGGGCUACGAGAAUCCGUCUGGCGCAAAGAGCCUUGCCGGCAGUGCUCGGAUUGCUCGGCCUCAACGCUGCUGGCAUCGCCAAGAACAUGUCUGCUACUCACCCACUCCUGGCUGGAGUUUUGUCUGGCGGGCACUACCCCUUCCUUACCACCGGACUCGCCGGACCCGACGGAAUAGACGUACCUGCCUUUGCCACAUGGGAACUGGCGGUUGCCAAGACCAUGUAUUAUCUUAUUGUCCCAGGACUGCAGUUCUUCUUGGCCGUGACCUUUGUCGACACAUGGCAGUACUUUUUGCAUCGCGCCAUGCACAUGAACAAGUGGAUGUACACCAAGUGGCACUCGCGACACCACCGACUCUACGUCCCUUACGCAUACGGUGCCCUCUAUAACCACCCAGUCGAAGGUUUCAUUCUUGACACUGCUGGCGCUGGUCUUGCCUACCUGCUCACUGGCAUGACUGCGCGCCAAGGUAUUGUGUUCUUUUGCGCCUCGACCAUCAAGACAGUGGAUGACCACUGUGGAUACGCGCUGCCCUGGGAUCCUCUGCAGCACAUCUCGGGCAACAAUGCCACUUACCACGACAUUCACCACCAGAGCUGGGGCAUCAAGACCAACUUUUCUCAGCCCUUUUUCACCUUCUGGGACAGCUUAUUGGGCACCAUGUGGAAGGGCGACACGUCCUUGAAGUAUGAGCGAUCGAGAAAGAACGCCGAGGUUGCUAUGGCAGCUGAGACAAAAUAA